Leptosia nina is the source of this 1641-nucleotide messenger RNA. The record is from the annotation of a GenBank genome assembly. NCBI's taxonomy places the organism in Eukaryota, Metazoa, Arthropoda, Insecta, Lepidoptera, Pieridae.
AUGUCUGUAUCAUUGUGUGUAUUGCGUAUUGAAGUGGAUGAAGAACAUCCAGAAAUGGGAGAUAAUCAGAACGAAAUUGAUCGAGCUAAGGAGCAGAAGAAGAAAGAUCGCGGUGCCAGGGAAACAAAAACAAUAACGGUCGAGACCUAUGCUAGUAUUCUUACUGGUCCGAAUGUUGUCCCUGGUCUACUACCUACAAGUUCUAGACGUUCACCCGAGGGUAGUACUUCAGAUGAAAAUGACGUUAUCAGCUUUUUCUGCGGUAACCCACUUAUAGAAGUUACUAAAGGUGUCUUGCAUUUGUAUAAAGAAAAUGAGCUAAAAGAGACUCAAGAAGCAAAAACGCUAUGUCUUUUGUCUGUCCCGGGAGCUCUUGGUGCUCCCGACUUAUUAGCAUUUGCAGCUGCUUGUCAACAGGAUAUUGCCCAUGUGAGGGUUCUUAGGGAUGGCUCACCAGAUCAUUACAUGGCAUUACUUACGUUCCGUACAAGUGAGGCAGCACAUGAAUUCCACGCAACAUUUAAUGGAGUGCCAUAUAGCAGCUUAGAACCAGCAGCAGUGUGCCACACGGCUUGGGUCUCACGGGUGGAAUAUGCUAGGGAUGGUGCCCCACCACCAACCCAUACUGAGCUACCAACAUGCCCUGUUUGCUUAGAACGUAUGGACGAGAGUGUUGCGGGCGUUUUGAGCGUGCAGUGCGCUCACUCUUUUCACGCCGAAUGUUUGAUGGGCUGGCGUGAUGCAAGAUGUCCUGUCUGCAGAUGCGCGCAGACACCGGAACCCCGGGACUGCGCUAGGUGCCUCGGCUGCGAAAAUGAGGCGGCCCAAGCUGCUGAAGAUCAAGGUGAAGGCGAGAUGCGUGACACGCCCUGUGGGGUGGCAGAGGGUCUCCUAGAGGUCGAAGCUGGUACGCUGUGGAUCUGCCUUAUCUGUGGACAUGUUGGCUGUGGACGGUAUGAAAAAGGGCAUGCAGCUAAACACUUCCUUCACUCCAACCACACUUACGCUCUGCAGCUUGGUUCAAAUAGGGUCUGGGAUUAUGCAGGUGAUAAUUUCGUUCAUCGAUUGGUGCAAAAUAAAACAGACGGAAAGCUAGUAGCGUCAGAAGGAGCUGCCGCAGACCCAGAGCCGGCUUGCGGGGACAAAUUGGAGUUCACUUAUCUUCUAACGCACCAUCUUGACACGCAGAGGAUACACUUUGAAGAGAGAAUCGCUAAGCUAGAACGUGAACACUUAGCUGAAACGGCUUCAUGGCGAUCCCGCGUAGAAGCGGCCGAGGCGGACAGCGCGGAUCUACGUGAGAAAGAGCGCGCCCUAACUGCUGAAAAUAAAACAUUACAUCACAAGCUACAUAACUUAACUAACAAAGUAUCCAAACUACAGGGAGAGUUGUCUGAGGAGCGUGGCUUAACUGCAGCUCUAACUUUUAGCCAGGCCCAGUGGCAGGAGAGAUCGAGAGAAAAGGAGGAAGGAUUUAGGAAGGAGAUAAAUGAGUUGAAAGAGCAACUCCGAGACCUGAUGUUCUUCGUAGAGGCACGCGGCGCACUCCAACGUACCGAAGAAGCCUCCCAGGAAGAAAUACAAGAAGCUAGCGUUACCGUACAACAGGCCAAGCACAAGCCAAGGAGAAAAAGACGAUAG